AUGAUUGUCUAUCACAUUGGGACACCUAGGAUCAUGUUCCUCGGCGCUCUCAAGCUGACAACCAUCUUCGUUUUCGGCUUCUUCGCCGUGGUCGUCAUACCCGGAUAUGUAUCUGCAGACUUGCCGCUCUGGCAGACCGCUGGACUGGCCGUCGCCAGCACCAUUCCCUUCCUGGCAGUCUGGUAUCUCACUUCCCCCAUGGUGGUAUGGAUUCACAUGCGCGUCCCUGACAAGUACCGCCGGUCGAAACAUGUCAUGGACUUGUUUCUCGAAGCCCCGCCCGCUGACGCUGAGGUGACCAUCACCAACAUGGGCGCCAUCUUCAAGCCACGGGUCAGCCAGGUCAAGAUCUCGGACCUGAAGCCUGAGCGGAAGCGAUUCGGGCUGGUGAAUUACACGCGUGACACUACCCAGGAGAACUCUCAGCGAAAGUGGUGGAUGUUCAGGGCAAUGGGCGGCUUCAGAAUCGAGGAUGAGACCACCACGGGGGUCAAGACGAAGUGGGCAUGGGAGGCUGUGGCGAGGCAGAUCCGGCAGAGGGCAUUGAAGGAGAAGAAAGGCGGGACGGCAUGA
This is a messenger RNA of Diaporthe amygdali, 573 nucleotides long. Its product is annotated as paired amphipathic helix protein. Lineage: Eukaryota; Fungi; Ascomycota; Sordariomycetes; Diaporthales; Diaporthaceae. The record is from RefSeq and is a predicted model, not a curated record. The coding region runs from base 1 to 573 and encodes 190 amino acids. The transcript is spliced from 2 exons.